This is a messenger RNA of Coccomyxa subellipsoidea C-169, 1164 nucleotides long. RefSeq lists its product as hypothetical. Lineage: Eukaryota; Viridiplantae; Chlorophyta; Trebouxiophyceae; Coccomyxaceae. Bases 1 to 1164 code for a protein of 387 amino acids. The transcript is spliced from 8 exons. The record is from RefSeq and is a predicted model, not a curated record.
AUGUCAUCAAGGGGCCAACAGGACCCACAGGCCCUCAAGGGCCCACUGGCAUGGGAGGCGCAGGGGCCAGCGGCGGGCCUGGACAGCCGGGCUCACAAGAGUCCUCGUGCAACUGUGCUAUUUCACACUGGCGUGCUGAGGGCAUGGGCAUACUCAGGUGCGACUGGCGUGACUGGCGUGGGCACAACUGGCCCCAAGGGAGAUAAAGGCGACAAAGGAGACACCGGCCCUUUUGGGGCCACAGGCGCCAGCGGCACAGAUGGAGCAACUGGCGCUUCAGGCGCAGUUGGCAACACCGGUGCCACCGGCGACAAUGGACCGACAGGCGUCACCGGCGCGGGGGCCGGCAGCGGCGCUACGGGCAACUUCUUGGUUGGCGGGGACUUGUCCGUGGUCGGCGCGUCCAACCUCGCCGCGCCCGUAACCAUUACGGACCCCCAGCCUGGCGCGGCCAUCGCGUUCAAAGUCAUCGGAUCCUCGUCCUUCGGGGUGGUGACUCCGAAUACAGCCAUAAUAUCGGCUGCCGGGCAGGUGCAGAUCAACAACCCAACCCCCAGCGCGCUGGCCGUCGCUGGCGGGGGAAUCUUCAACGGCGCGCUGGUGGCGGCCGGAUCCGCGCAGCCGUUCAACGUGGCAGGCACCGGGGCGGUGACCGUGGGGAGCACCCUCUCGGUGACCGGCCAGUCGACCUUGGGCGUAGCCAACUUCAACGGAAUUGCCACGUUCAAUGGCGGCAUUUUUGCACCAGCCGCCACGCCAACAUCCCGCGUCACGAUCGGCCCGGGCGCUUUCGACGCCAACAGCGUCCUGGCAGUGAAUGGGCAGGUGACCAUCGAACCUGGGGGUCCUUUCGCCACCUCAUUGCGGGCCGCUGGGAGAUCCCAACUGGAGCGUGUCUUGCUCGGCAUCGGGUUGUACACGUUGCCAUACAGUGCCACCAUCGACCAGACUGCCACUCCAGUCACCGUACCUCAAGGCACCACGCACAUCAUUGCAACUGUCACCCAAUCUGGGACGUUGUAUCUUCCAUUCCCGCCUGCGUUUGAUUUGUACGUCGGGCAAAGCAUCCUGAUUAUUUUCCCCAGCGGCCAAACAGCCGACCUCACCAUCAAAUGCGAUCCGACUUCGCAGGAGGACAGCCUUGCGGCAAGGCUGUCCUCCUGA